AUGGAAGACCGCGCAGCAUCUAGAGCUCUAGACUUGGCGGUCUUUUCCUUCGCUUCACAAUGGGCACAGUCCAGUCCCAGAAGCAGAACGAAGUACCCGUUCCACAGCACCUCGACCGAUGGUGGCAGUAGCGUUUUUGAUAGCAUCGAGGACGAUUGCGCACCGGCUGGCGUGAACUUUGAUCGCACUCUGCAGAUAUCAGCAUGGCAUGAGGCCCGCAACGCACUGCAAAAAGCUGGUGAAGUGGAGUCCUUCCGAGUGGUACUUGCACAGAUCAUUUUCGCCCUGACACAACGGCCUGUGGAUGCAGACGGGGCUCAGGAUGAGCAGAAAGCUCUUUCGAAGACCGAACUGCUAGCGACCGACGCCUGCACAGAAGUCCCGAUGGAACAGACCCCUAUGCUUUCGACCGAUCAGGAUGUCGAUGAGUGCGCAGAUCUGAUGUCGAAGUUGGAUCUCGCUAUUGAGUCCGACGGACCUCCCGUACAUCUUGAAUCAGGUCUUCGCCUCAUUCACUCGUUGAGGUCGCGCAUGACCAUGUCGAGAGAAGCGCGGUAUAGCAACCCCGGACCGGGGCGCUCUGCACGGCAACGACGCUCGCCCGUUGUGCGUCUUGAAGACGCUGAUCGUGCGACAGUGGACCUCCUGUUCUGGGUCGGUGUCAUGUUCGACACGCUAUCAGCAGCCAUGCACAAACGACCACUGGUGGUAUCAGAUGAAGAUAGCGAUGUAGUCAUGAGCGAAAGCAUGCAGAUUGAGCACUCGGCCCAACAAGCGGCAACACCUUCCUCGACAGACGACGGACUGUGGGACGACUACUUGUUUUCUCGACAACAGCAGAAUCCAGAACAUGCGCCCACAAGAUGGCCAUGCUCAUUCGAUGAAGCCGCAGCUGCGUUGUGUGACGCAGCCCCAGUCAAGGUGUUGCUGUUCAGACGAGUCUGUCGGAUCCAGACGCUUCUCACAAGAAACGCACGAGGCGCGAAGGUCGAAGAGGCUGUCAGUGCCGCAAUGGACGUGUGUAACCACUGGGAUGCGCUGUAUGCGCCCUUCGUCCGAGACUGCAUACAGAACCACGACCGCCUUCCACCGCGCGUCCAAUCAUGGUACGUAUGCGUCACCGGACACUGGCACCUUGCGACUCUCCUUCUUGCGGACUUGAUGGAAGUGGUAGACGAAUCAGAGCUUGGACUUGAGGAAGCGACACAUCAACGAAACAUCAGUGCCUUCAUCGCAAAAUUCCGCGAGAACCAAUGCCGGGUCCUGUCAGACCUAGCGAGCUGUGCAUGCCCGCGAGAAGACGCAUCAUUCGCACAGUCCGAGUUCCAUUUCGCAGUCAACGAAGGCGCACUGCUGACGGAGCCAUGGACUGUAGUGUUGAUUCGCGCGUUCGCCAAGGCAGGCGUACUGUUGCUUGAGUCAGAUACUCUGCUGCCGUCAGACCUGGAUCGAGAGGAUGCUUUUCAACGCGCGGAUGCUUGUAUUAAGGCGUUAUGGUUUUUGGGUCGAAAAUCGGAUAUGGCCCUUUCGGCGGCGAAUAUCUUGGGAGAGGCGUUGAAGCUGCGACGCAAAAGUGCGCAAGAUCGGGUUAGCGACAUGAGCGUCUUUUUGGAGAGUGAGCUGUGGCAUGAUUUGGAAGGGGCGUUCGAGGUGGACUGUGAACUAUAA
This is a messenger RNA of Alternaria arbusti, 1668 nucleotides long. RefSeq lists its product as uncharacterized. NCBI's taxonomy places the organism in Eukaryota, Fungi, Ascomycota, Dothideomycetes, Pleosporales, Pleosporaceae. The record is from RefSeq and is a predicted model, not a curated record. The transcript has a single exon. Bases 1 to 1668 code for a protein of 555 amino acids.